CCAGGCCGCGGCCCGUUUGGCUUUUCCUAUAAACGCAGCCGGGUCUCCCCGAGACGGCCGGCGCAUUUCUCCUUCACUCUCCACCGGCGCGACCAACGACAAGCAGCAGCACCACCAACAAUGCUCCGGCUCUCCCGCUUCCUGCCCUCAACCUCCAGGAAGGUCUCUGACCUAAAAGAUGUUUUAUGGAGUGGUUCAGUGACUUUCGAGCAUGCUCUUUCGACAUCGGCAGCAAAUGUUGAUGAGAAUGCAUCUGCUAGGAAGUUUGCGAGCUACACUGUGUUCAAGGGAAAGGCUGCACUUUCUAUAAGUCCUAUUCUGCCUAAUUUCACCAAAAUCGAAUCUGGAGGAUCUCGAGUGAAAAAGAAUGGGUCAGUAAUGUUGACUUUUUUCCCAGCAGUUGGACAAAGGCAGUAUGACUACUCAAAGAAGCAGCUCUUUGCUCUGUCACCUACUGAAGUCGGAAGCUUGAUAAGUCUUGGGUCUGCUGAAUCUUGUGAAUUUUUCCAUGAUCCUUCCAUGAAAUCAAGUCAUGAAGGCCAGGUGAAAAAAUCAUUAUCAAUCACUCCUCUUGGCAAUGACAAUGGAUACUUUGUGAACAUAACUGUUCUGAACAAUGUGCAGAAGACAAACGAACGUCUUUCUGUCCCUGUAACAAAAGCUGAAUUUGCAGUUAUGCGCACAGCAUUGAGUUAUGCUUUGCCGCACAUCAUGGGCUGGGACCAGGCCCUAACAAGUCACCCUCAAAGCCCCACGGCCCCAGCUAGCAAGCCCAGGGUGGAGCGCCCACACCCAGAUUCUGAAUGGGAAAGGUGAACCUUGAUUGUGGCAGCAGAUCGGCACAGGGAGGAGUCAAACCACUAUCAUAUGGAAAUUGGGAUGCUUGAACUGUGUUUCCUUCCAGAUCAAAUUAGGGAACCUUUUGUAUGAAAGUUUAUGGUCCGAAGAGAUUGGAGUUAGGAUGGAGCACCACGAAACCUUGUGUCCGUUCAGUGCAUGUCUACCCCCCAGUGCUAAUCUCCAUUCUAGUUUAGCUGUCUUCCUUUUGAUGAUUGCUCAAUGUCUGUUUAAUCC
This is a messenger RNA of Brachypodium distachyon (stiff brome), 1074 nucleotides long. Its product is annotated as single-stranded DNA-binding protein WHY2, mitochondrial. NCBI's taxonomy places the organism in Eukaryota, Viridiplantae, Streptophyta, Magnoliopsida, Poales, Poaceae. Gene Ontology annotation, molecular function: single-stranded DNA binding. Gene Ontology annotation, biological process: regulation of DNA-templated transcription; defense response. The transcript has 8 exons. Bases 121 to 816 code for a protein of 231 amino acids. The record is from RefSeq and is a predicted model, not a curated record.